Molecule: messenger RNA, 483 nt
Organism: Nannizzia gypsea CBS 118893
Lineage: Eukaryota; Fungi; Ascomycota; Eurotiomycetes; Onygenales; Arthrodermataceae
Product: AP-1 complex subunit sigma-1
Exons: 4
Coding region: 1-483 (160 amino acids)
Biological process (GO): protein transport; vesicle-mediated transport
Cellular component (GO): AP-1 adaptor complex; intracellular membrane-bounded organelle
Molecular function (GO): clathrin-cargo adaptor activity
Source: RefSeq, a predicted model, not a curated record
AUGGCAAUCAACUAUCUAAUUCUGCUCUCUCGUCAGGGCAAGGUGCGCCUGGCAAAAUGGUUUACGACGCUCUCCCCAAAGGAUAAGGCGAAGAUCAUUAAAGAUGUCACCCAGCUAGUCCUCUCACGACGGACGCGGAUGUGCAACUUUCUCGAAUAUAAGGAUUCGAAAGUGGUGUACCGCCGAUAUGCUUCCCUCUUCUUCAUCGCCGGCUGCUCGUCCACCGACAACGAGUUGAUAACCCUAGAGGUCGUGCAUCGAUAUGUCGAGCAGAUGGACAAGUACUAUGGCAAUGUGUGCGAGCUGGACAUCAUAUUCAACUUCCAAAAGGCCUACUUCAUCCUCGACGAGCUCCUGCUGGCGGGAGAAAUGCAGGAGAGUAGCAAGAAGAACGUGCUGCGGUGCAUAAGCCAGCAGGACAGCCUGGAAGACAUGGAGGUAAGCGGGGAUUUUUCUGGUUCUCCAUUCCUGGCUGUUGAAUGA